Messenger RNA from Paramecium tetraurelia, 1356 nucleotides. RefSeq lists its product as uncharacterized. The transcript is spliced from 3 exons. NCBI's taxonomy places the organism in Eukaryota, Ciliophora, Oligohymenophorea, Peniculida, Parameciidae. The record is from RefSeq and is a predicted model, not a curated record.
AUGUUUAUAGUCUCUCAAAGUAGGUUAAUCAUCAAACAACACUUCAAGGGGGAUUAAUAUAAGAGAGAUUAAAUUGAAUAAUUUAAUGAUGCAAAUGCUUAAAAUGAUUUUGAAUCAAUUGAAGAAUAAAUAUAAGAUUAAGAAGAAGUGAAAUAAUCUGAAUAGCUUGAAACAUAAUAAUAAGACAUCACUAUUUAAGUAGAUUAGAUCAAUUCAUAAUAAAGUGACCAAGCAACAAUUUAAUAAACUGAUGAGUAAAUCCAAGUUUAAGAUGAGAUUCCACAAUAUUAAGAAUAACCAAAAAGCAAAGAUCCAGAAUAUUUUGUAAUAGAAGAUAAUAUAUAUACUGCUGAAAUUAUAUAAGAAAAUGUUGAAUAAUUAUAAGUUUAAGAGAAUGUACCAAUAGUUGAAAAUAAUGAAAAUAUUCAAAAUUAAGAUGAUAUCCAAUAAUAGGAAUAGGAGUAAUCGUAGCAAAAUGAAGAAAUAAUUGUGAAUUUAGAUGAAUUAUUAAAUUAAUAGUCAGAAUAAAUAUCUAAUCAAAAUUUAGAUUCAGAAGUUAAUGAAGAUAUUUAAAUCAUUCCAGAAUAAUUGAGGGAAGAGAAUUAUGAUCAAAAUCCAGAAAUUCGAGAAUUAGAAUAAUAAAAUGAAAUAAAUAAUAAUGGUUAAAAUGAUGAUUAAAUAUAAGCAGAAAUUUAAUAAGAUUAAGAAAAUACUUUGAUUGACCCUCAUGCAAAUGAAUAUGCAAGUAAUGGGCAUUUAAAUCACGAUCAUGAUAAUCAUCAUGACCAUACUCAACAUAUUAGUAAAGAAAUAUUAAAUAAUUAAUUUCAAAAUGAAAUCUAAAAUAAUAGUAAUUCAAGCGAUCCCAUUAAUUCAAUAUCACAAUAACCAUCAUGCUCAUUUGAUAAUAAAUUCUCUUGCUCAGACUAUACUCAUACAUUAUAUAAUAUAGGAAUUGAGAUAGAAAAUAAACCUCUUUAUUAAGAAGAAUUGUUAUAAUAUGUUCUAACUCAUUCCUAUUUAUAAUAUUAUACGAAUUAUCCAAUGUAAUUUUUUGGUGUUUUGGCUAAUGUAUUUCUAUUUUCUUUGGUGAUCUUGAAAAAUCUAGUAACAAAGAAACAAACUCCAUAUUCAUCACUAAUUAACAAUGAAUAAUAUAAUGAAGAUAAUUCUUAAUUUUAAUAUUAAAUUAAUUCAUUAGACUCUACUUUAUCAGAAAUAAAUACUAAAUUGGAUACUUUUACAAAAUCUUAUUAAAAGAUGUAGAAGGAUCAUCAAUUGAUUAAUUAAAUUAUAAAUGACCUUUAAACAAAAGUACUUGCGAAUUUAGAAAAAAAAAAACUGAAAGAAUCUUGA